Molecule: messenger RNA, 315 nt
Organism: Ogataea haglerorum
Lineage: Eukaryota; Fungi; Ascomycota; Pichiomycetes; Pichiales; Pichiaceae
Exons: 1
Coding region: 1-315 (104 amino acids)
Source: RefSeq, a predicted model, not a curated record
AUGGGACUAUGCGGAUCAAAGGAGGUACAAAAAACGAGAACAGGAAAAUCAGCUCUCCCUCAAAACCACGCAGAAGCAGGAGCUUCCAAGCAUAAAGGACAUCGGCUGGGGGGUGCUUCAGAAAAUGAAGCAAACGGUCUAAGCGCGAAAGAGUUAGCCGCACAAGCUGCGAAAGAUCGAUUCGAACAGGAAAAGAAAAAGAACCAGAAAGGUGAGUUGGGAAAGAAACUCGCGCAAGAGAUUAAGAAAUCGUCCAAAGAUCACGCGAUGGAGAACUAUCAUAAUAGAAAUAAAGAAGAACUUGUAUACGAUUAA